CCUCGGUGACGACGUGAAGGAUGAUCCCAAACAUGAAGAGCUUGCUGCUAUGGCCUGCCCUGCUCUGUCUUUUACAGAGGGUAGAUCAGAGUCUGGUGAGGAAUCAUUUAAAAACCAAGGAUUAACUGAAGAAGUGCACCAAAAAGACCAAGACCAGGUGUCUGCUACGAAGAGAUUAGUGGUGCUGGGGAAAACUGGAUCUGGGAAAAGCAACCUGGCUAACACCAUAUUUGGAGAGCAUUUGUUCGAGACAUACUAUUCUGCCAACUCUGGAACACAUAAGUGUAAAGCAGUAACUAAAUGUGUCAAUGAAAGAACCAUUGCUUUUAUUGACACCCCUGGUUUCUUUGACACAGAAAGGCCUGAAGGUAAUCUGACCUCAGAGAUAAUGAGGUGUUUCACAGAAUGCGCUCCUGGGCCCCAUGCUUUUCUCAUUGUGCUCAAAGUGGAGAAAUACACAGAGCACGAGAAAGAUGUAAUUAAAAAGAUAUACAAGUGUUUCUCCAAAGAGGCUCUAAAAUAUGCUGUGGUCGUCUUCACUCAUGGUGACCAGCUCCCAGAGGGAAAGACGAUUAAGGAAUUUGUCAGUCACAACAAGAAUCUGGACGAGUUGGUGAAGAAAUGUGGUGGCCGAUGUCAUGUCGUUGAUAAUAAAUACUGGAAAGAUGACAAAGAGGGUGACUACAGGAGCAACCGUUACCAAGUGGCAGAGCUACUCAAGACAAUAGACAAGAUAGCUGAGGAAAACGAUAGAGAGUACUUCACCAAUGACAUGCUAGGAGACGUGAAGCGACAAAUAGAGACAGAAGAAGAGCACAUUAGACAGUCAGCUGGAUGUGAAAUGUCAGAGGAAGAGAUUACAAAGACAGCUAAAACCAGUGUGUUUAAGGAUUUGCUGACCAGAUACAGUGGUGUUUCAUCAGGUGUGCUGUUAGGAGCCUUCCUGAGUGUAGCAGGGAUGGUGAUGUCAAGACGUGUCUAGGAACUUUCAGAGUCAGCACCACCACCAUCAACAGGUGGAGGAACAGCAGCAGAAAGAGAUCAGAUUGGACUUAAAACAGCUGUAGCUAUGGAGUCUUUCAGGUCUCUACCAGACCAGGGGUGCAAACAGCAAAACACUAAAUAGAGAAAAGACAAUAAAAAGAGGAGAGCUUGAUGUUUUUGUCAUAGCAACUGUGGUGGAAUUAUUACCUUUACUAAAGUGGUGAGUAUGAAACUGGUCUAUAAUGUCUCAGGUAGUGCUUUACAAGGAAACUUAACAUGUGAUUAUUUAGCAAUGGUGUGGUGGGAGCAGCGCAAUAGUAGUUGGUUGUUACUUUUUAAAUAUUCCAGUUAUAGAUCCAAUCAAACAGCUAAACAAUUCUAAUGCUGACAUGAGCCAAUAAUUAGACUUUGAUAUGAGGAGUUUAUUGAAGGGUUAUCUAUGUAACCUUUUUAUACAUUAUUAAGUUUAUCUAGGAAGGAUGAGGACAUGUAAUAUGUGAUAACAUCUGAUCACUUUAUUGUCUUCUCUUGGUCUUUGUCUCUGUUUUUGAGCAUUUUUAACAACUGCAGUAAAAUAAGGUUUUAAUGUUGUGUGUCAUUUCUUAUUCAUUUGUUUCAUUUUCAUAUAAUUCUAUGUUUAUUGCUUUAUGUUAUACAUUAUUAACUCUAUCUAGGACAGAAUUUGAAUGUUGAAUGCUGGUCUGCACUAUGUAUAACACUUUGUUAAGAGUUAUUUUAAUUGUGGUUCGGUCUUCCUCAAACUCCACACUGUAAACUAGCAAAUGAAGAAUAAACAAA
This is a messenger RNA of Mugil cephalus (flathead mullet), 1782 nucleotides long. Its product is annotated as GTPase IMAP family member 7-like. The record is from RefSeq and is a predicted model, not a curated record. Gene Ontology annotation, molecular function: GTP binding. The transcript is spliced from 3 exons. The coding region runs from base 50 to 982 and encodes 310 amino acids. NCBI's taxonomy places the organism in Eukaryota, Metazoa, Chordata, Actinopteri, Mugiliformes, Mugilidae.